CUUGCCAUAGGGGGGCACCACUGGAAGAAUUACAGGCCCGAAAAUUGCGAUCCCGCAGUUGGUCUUGAAAGAAUGUGGUAUGAGGACGUAUCGUGAUCGUACGUGCGAGAUUCGAGUUGUUCCGUAGUGAUUGCGCUUAUACCGAUGCCUGUAACGCUAAUAAUUCAUAAUCUCCGAUCAAAGUGACGGAUAACGCGUAACAUUGAGGGGCACCUAAGCCUAUAUACGGGAAUAUACGUGACAGUGGCAAUUAUAUAUCCGUGACUUCGGUGCGUACGUACAGAUCCACGAAAGCAUAGCGAUCGGCAAGAAAAGUGCGUGUACGUGAGUGAAUAGAGUGGCUGAACCCUGAUCCCCGCGCCCUUUCUAAAUCAUUGACAGUAGCGGUCGUGAUUUCCUGCGAACGGUUUGACCGAUGACGUGCCCUGGACCAGUCGACGAGGAUACAAAAGCAUUGCAUGCUGGCUAUUAGGACAAGAAACAAGCCACUAUAUCGUUACAUUUCAACCUUCGAGGUGGGCUGCAGCGACGAGACUGUGGACGUCCCUAGAUUGGCGAUGAAAAUUGAAACGUCUCAGGACAUGACGUAAUUAUUAUCGACCAAAGCGUAGGGAAAACAGCAACCAUGAAGAAGAAUCUUGCGCCGUAGUCGCAAUCUGCGAUGUUAGUCACACAGACACCCUCCUCGACGGACACUCUGCCGAAUAUGUUGUCGGUACUCGAGGAGGAGGCGAACGUCGACGCCGACGACCCGUUUCCGCCGCACGUUGACACGACGAACAUCGUCGUACAACCAGAGUCACCCACCAGCAAGAAGCAAGCAUUGAAGACCUUCAACGAGGUCAAUGCGCUGCUCCAGGCUGGCAGAAAGAGGGAGGCUAAGCUGAUCAUAAGGGAGAAUGCGUGGCCAUUGUACAACGGGAUCAGGGCGCAACUUUGGCCAGCUCUUUGCAACCAGCAUGCUCACGGCAAAAAUAUGCUCGAUGGAUUCUACUGGGACAUGGUUAACCAAGUGUUCGGCACCACAGAACUGCCGGAAAAAUCAAUCAUGCUACCGCCGUUCGUGGAUAGCACCCAUUGCCUGUCGUAUCACUUGACGAGAAAAGGCAGGAGCGUCGCGGACAGGGUUGUCUCUGUGCUUGGAUACGCUUGUCCCGACAUCACCUACAGCCCUUCUCUUUAUCCCAUCACGGCUCUUCUUCUUCACUUCAUGCCAGAGGAGGAAUGUUAUCAUUGCAUGGCCAGCUUGGUCGCGGCUAAAGACAAGAUGUUCAUUACGCAAACCAAGCUUCUCUACGAGGUCACCUGGAAGACUGUAGAACAAAUCACCAAGAAGCACGUGAAAUCGGCCGCAGUGCAUCUAGCAAGGCAUUGCUCUGGCUCCAGAGCAGAGAGGAUUUACAUGGAUUGGAUUUGGUGGAUUCUGCAGCUCCUUCCUUUCCAGCAUCUAGUCAGGGUUAUGGACUGUUUUCUUCACGAAGGCAUUAAGGUCUUCUACCGAGUAGCGAUGGCUAUAGUUUUAUUAUUUUACAAACACUCGUCGUUGCAAAACUCCGAGUGGAUGAAUGAAAUUUCCAAGAACGGUAUUGAUGCCGCUCUUUCGAAAUUCUGCAGGCAAAUACCGGUAACACCAGCUAAGUUUUUACGUACCGCGUUUGGAAUACGUGGCCUCAGCUCAGCGUACAUAUCAAGGGUAUUUUUGCGCACAGAAAUGGCUCUCAAAAGUAGAAGCGUUUUAACCGGCUCCAGAUCACUAGCUAGAUCGCGAUCCACGGACAAUCUACCGACGAGUCAGUCUCAAGUCAACAUUCAGAUGAUGUCGCACACGCUCACCAUACGAGAAAAAGAGUGUGAAGACACAUACAAAGACAGGGGUGCACACAGUCCUGGACCGCGUGCUCUGUCAAUGGGCGUUUAUCCCAUACAAAAUAUAUGCUCCCAGAUUCUAGACAUGUCUGAUUUAUUCACAUUAUGGUCCUGGCUACCUAUGAGGAUUACCAUGUACCAGCCAAUACUAUUAUACACGACUGAAGAACAUGGUUGUUCUUUGACAACAUUCUACGUGAGGGUAGAGCAACACGAACCAACAUUGCUAAUGAUCAAAACCUGCAAUAACGAAGUAUUUGGUGCCUACUGCUCUACAAGAUGGUGUGAACGCAAUUUGAAGAACGAUAAAGGACAAAGACAAGCUUAUUUUGGAACAGGUGAAACAUUCCUGUUUAGCUUAUAUCCUGAACGAGCAAAAUACCCUUGGGUAGGCAUGGAUUCCUCACACAAUGAUUCUAAGGUUCAUCAUUCAGCCGAGCUAUUCAUGGCAGCUGAUUCUAAAAUGAUAACAAUCGGUGGAGGAGAUGGACAAGCGAUCUGGAUGGAUGAAAAUAUAAGAUACGGUAAAACGGAUCGGUGCUCUACAUUCAAUAAUCCACCCCUUUGUGCCAGCGGCGACUUCGAGAUUAGAGUACUAGAAGUGUAUGGCUUUGCCGGUGCUUGAACACAAGACAGAACCGGGGUACUACGAUGUAUCAGUUUAUUUAAUUCCCUACUGCCAUUUAGCAACUCUCUUCUAUGUACACGGAGUUGUAUGCAUAUACAAAAGUAUCUUUGUAACGUAUAUGUGCAAAAUUAUCGCGCUGCUCACAACACGGUAUCCACAGUUCUUCAGUUCUGUCUAUAUUGAGUCUACAGACGAUGAAGUCAUGAACAGACUCCGUAUCGUCACAUGUUUCCAUUAAUUUUUCGAAUUGAUCAGUACUUCCUCUCGGAAUAAACAAAUCUUUAGCUUCAUAAUAUCGAUUCCGCUUCUUCUCAUUUAUUUGUGGGAGAAACGUUUCUGUACCUAGAUCCGUCUGUCAGUUGCAAACUCUACACUUCUAACAACUUUUCUAGUCUUUGGAUUCCUCUGGAAAUUAGCUCCAACGCUCAUAUUAAAUUCAUACUCUAAUUCCAAGGAACGUUUGAACGGGUUCUUUGAAGAUGUUUGACUCGGAUUCUUGUUCUUGUUUGUUUUAAUGACAACAGCUGGCAAAUCUAUAACUUCUUUAAUAACUUGCGUCUCAGGAAUUUCUUGAUAGCAUACAUUAAUACUUAUGUUUGCAAAUAGUUUUUGCGUCAAAAUUUGCCUGCAAAGCUAAAAGAACUAUUGCUUUGAAAUAUUCUGCAUCAAUCAAAGGCUACGUAGAUUUAUCUCUUAUGUUUUAUUAUAUGUUUUCUCGUUCGAUUUUAUGUCUCAACGUUCACUGCAAUGACUUUGUGUUCAUUUUGUCAUCGAUUUACUUCGAGCAAUAUAUUAUGGAUUACAAUUGACUCGCAACUGUAAUCCGCGACAUAUUGAACAUCGACAAUAAUCAACGUUGAGUCACCUUCAGUUUGUACAUAUGUAAGAAAAGAUUGGUUAUUUACAUGAAUACUUAUUAUUCAUUGGACCAGAUGCUAUCAUUAUAUAUUUCUGUAUAUACGUUCAUGGGUACAUGUAUCGUAGAAUUAUUUCACCGAGUCUAUUAAUUCGACAUCAAUACUCGUAUACAUGUGUUAAUGUCUUGCAAUGUUUGUUUACCUUAGUAUUGUUAUCGCCUAGCUUUAAUUAAUUGUUGAACGGAGGUGCAAGAGAACCGAAGGAACAAGUACUGUUCAUAUGUUACAUGUUAUGUCCGUCACGCGUUAAUCGUGUAUGUGUAUAUAUACUAUAUACAUACGUGAGGUUAAUCUCAUUUAAGUUCUUGUAAAUAAUAUACAUAGUGCCCCUUGCGUAGAUAGACGCGCGUAAAUAAUUUGUACGCGUAGCAACACGUAAUGUACAACGAGAUUGCGAACGGUGGAAAAUGACAUCAAACGAAAAAAGAUGGCAGGGGGCGAAUGGUACUUUGAAACAACGACAUUUUUUUAUUUUCUAUCGAUGUUUACGUUUAAAGAAACGAAGUGUUGGCAGAGUCUUGCGAUGGUUGGUCCUAUUUCUAUACCGCAUAACGAGAAGCCAUAGUUUUCACGUAGUAUUUUAAGGAUUUGUAUAUUUUAUAUAGCAUACGUAAAUUUAUGUCAAUAGUAGAUUAAACGGUAGUACAGAUUACAAAUAUGUGUACAGAGAAACAGUGCGGUUUUGCUUUCGAUAUAUAGAUAUAUAUUAUACAUACAUAUAUAUAUAUUUUCAUGUAACGCGUUAAUUUUUUGUCGACACUCUUCGGGCAUUCUGAGGAAGCGUAUUAGGCGUUAUUAUUGUUGUUAUCCUUCGUCUCUCUUUGUGAUCAAAUCUGUAUCGGUACACGGUACACGAUUAACUCUUAGAGUACCUGCUUCUGUGUUUAGUUUCUUGUUGUUAUUUCUUUUUUUUUCCUUUUUGAGUGAAAGCUAAAGAUAUGGAGAAUGAAACCGAGCGCGUGCGAGAAACUAAAGGUGUCGAUAUAAUAGGAUUCCUUGGUUGUGAUGUAGAAGUGGCUGGCACCACUUUCGUCCGGACGACAAUGCGUAUUAAUUAUAAUGUUUACGUAGAAAGAUCAUUAGGGAUGUGUGGGUACACGAGACACGGGUUCGGGUUGGUUUCGGAAAAAUUCUGGGGAAACCGAACGAAAAAAGGAAUCUUUUUAUGUACAAGAUUUCGAAAUUUCGAGAAUACAUUUGACUACGUCUAGUCAUAUUCGUGUGCAAGAAGAUACUUUUAUGCUCUCGUUCGAUCCUCCCUGAAUUUCUCUGAACCCGACCCUAAUCUCUGGGUACCCGACAUAUCGGAUUACCUCCACAUUCCUAAAGAUCAGGUAUCUUUCACCCCCCGUCACAUUAUCGACUGCAGAGUAUUGCGACAGGAAAAGCGUUGCAUCGACUCUUAUCACAGCUGCGUGUUAAUGUGAUGAAAGUAAUAGGACACUUAAGAGAACAAAGCCUAAAUAUCGCUCUGUACACCAGUUAAGUCACUUCUUUCACUUUCGCGUGCUGUAAUCUGUCAUCGUUAGUUCACAUUUCAUAUCGACUCUGUGUACAAUCGUUAGCGAUACAAACAAAAUGAACAAACGACGUAACAAAGAACAAUCAAUUCUAGAUACGACACUACGAACUCAAUUCUAAAUGUAACAAGUUACGAUACUGGAUUUUAUGGUUGAAUCCUUUUAAACGAUCUACGUGUGCGUUAAUACACAUCCUCAACGAGUUAGCUCAUAGCGAAACCGUAGACGAGUUACAUUCGACGUUUUAUAAGUCUGUAAUAUUACUGUCGCGUUCAGCGUAACACUAGGGAAAGAAAAAGGGAACAUUACUGAUCUCACUGGGAAGCACCCUCACGGGGUAGCCGUUGAAUGUAUCUGUUUUACAUUAUCAGAAAUUUAUGUGAAAACAGUGGAGUGAAGUUACCCGUUUUCUUAGUAUCUUUUGCAAGAUACUCAUCCAUAUAUACGUUAGAAAGAGCAAAAAAUGUAUAUCGGCCAGAAGUAUGAACUAUGAAACACAUUUACAAAAUGGAACCAAGAGAAAUUGAGUGGUUAACGGGGUUUAAGUUUGCGAAGACAGUGCGAGUAAAUGUGCAUUUUGUACAACGCGAGAAUAGUUAAAGAAAAGGAGAUUUGGCGUGCGUAGAGAGUUCCACACUUUAAAUUAUUGCAUUAUUAAUUUAUAUUUAUAUGAAUCAUCUGAAACAUUACCAUUUAAAUCAAAUUCUUUAUUUUCACGCUAUAUUGUCCUUUUCUUCGCCUAUUCUAGGACUCUUGUGGAGAACACUAUAUCAAGUGAUCGUAAACGCUGCUAGUAACGAUUAUUUUUCUUAAUGUUAUAGUCGUGUGAUAUGACUGAAUGAAUGGAUAUUUAUUUAUUGUAUACUCGUGAUCGAGAGAAAGAUGAUGAUAUGCUGAAAAUGGAAAGUAUUAUUGUUCAAAGUUUUUAACGUAGCACAGCAUAAAAUUCACGCUAGGAAGUAAUAUAUAUAUAUACAUAUAUAUUACAUAUAUACGUACAUGCAUACAUAAAUACAAAUACAUAUAAUAAUAUGCCUAUAAACGACGAAAAAUGAAAAUAAACGUAAUUGAAUGGAGUGUUUUCAAGCUUUCCGCAGUGUUGUUAUACUAUAUAUAAUAUAUAUACAUAUAUAUAUAUAUAUAUAUAUAUAUAUAUUGUAAGUUGUACCAUUUCCGAAAAGAAAUUGUUGCCUCUCGAUGCUACUUUAUCAUAUCAUCGUUGUGAAUAGAAUAUUGUUAUACACAAAUUUAUUGUCCCGUUUAUUCCUUCUAUUUUAAGAAGGAUAUCUCAUAUGACAUUCUUUAUUAUUAUAUAAAUAUAUUGCAUGUGACCCGAAGAAAACCAAUAUGUAAAACUAAAUUAUGAUGUAAAAUCUAUUUAAAAGUACCCUGAAAUCCUUAAAGUUGUCAUAAAUAAACAAAUUUUUUUUAUA
This is a messenger RNA of Megachile rotundata (alfalfa leafcutting bee), 6364 nucleotides long. RefSeq names its product GTPase-activating protein skywalker (gene sky). NCBI's taxonomy places the organism in Eukaryota, Metazoa, Arthropoda, Insecta, Hymenoptera, Megachilidae. The record is from RefSeq and is a predicted model, not a curated record.